CAGGCUGGGCUCACCAUGUUGCCAGGUGCCAUCCUGGCGCGAGGGAGGGACGUGUGCAGGCGGAAUGGACUGCUCAUCCUGUCUGUGCUGUCUGUCAUCGUAGGCUGCCUCCUCGGCUUUUUCUUGAGAACUCGGCGCCUCUCGCCACAGGAGAUUAACUACUUCCAGUUCCCUGGAGAGCUCUUGAUGAGGAUGUUGAAGAUGCUGAUCCUUCCACUGGUGGUCUCCAGCUUGAUGUCUGGCCUCGCCUCCCUGGAUGCCAAGACCUCCAGCCGUCUGGGCAUCCUCACCGUGGCCUACUACCUGUGGACCACCUUCGUGGCCGUCAUUGUAGGCAUCAUCAUGGUGACCGUCAUCCACCCGGGUGGUGCGGCCCAGAAGGAGACGACGGAGCAGAGUGGGAAGCCCAUCAUGAGCUCGGCCGAUGCCCUACUGGACCUCAUCCGGAACAUGUUCCCAGCCAACCUGGUGGAAGCCACAUUCAAACAGUACCGCACGAAGACCACCCCCGUUGUCAAGUCCCCCAAGGUGGCAUCAGAGGAGGCCCCUCCUCGGCAGAUCCUUGUCUAUGGGGUCCAGGAAGAGAACAGCUCUCACGUGCAGAACUUCGCCCUGGACCUGACCCCACCACCCGAGGUCAUUUACAAGUCAGAGCCUGACACCAGUGAUGGCAUGAACGUGCUGGGCAUAGUCAUCUUCUCUGCCACCAUGGGCAUCAUGCUGGGCCGCAUGGGUGACAGCGGGGCCCCCCUGGUCAGCUUCUGCCAGUGCCUCAAUGAGUCUGUCAUGAAGAUUGUGGCGGUGGCUGUGUGGUACUUCCCCUUUGGCAUUGUGUUCCUCAUUGCUGGCAAGAUCCUGGAGAUGGACGACCCCACGGCUGUCAGGAAGAAGCUGGGCUUCUACGCGGUCACGGUGGUGUGCGGGCUGGUGGUCCACGGCCUCUUCAUCCUGCCCCUGCUCUACUUUUUCAUCACCAAAAAGAAUCCCAUCGUCUUCAUCCGCGGCAUCCUCCAGGCCCUACUGAUCGCGCUGGCCACCUCCUCCAGCUCAGCCACACUGCCCAUCACCUUCAAGUGCCUGCUGGAGAACAACCACAUCGACCGGCGCAUCGCCCGCUUUGUGCUGCCUGUGGGCGCCACCAUCAACAUGGACGGCACUGCACUGUACGAGGCUGUGGCUGCCAUCUUCAUUGCCCAGGUCAACAACUAUGAUCUGGACUUUGGCCAGAUCAUCACUAUCAGCAUCACUGCGACUGCAGCCAGCAUCGGGGCAGCCGGCAUUCCCCAGGCCGGGCUGGUCACGAUGGUCAUCGUGCUCACCUCAGUGGGACUGCCCACUGACGACAUCACCCUCAUCAUCGCCGUCGACUGGGCUCUGGACCGUUUCCGAACCAUGAUUAACGUGCUGGGUGAUGCGCUGGCCGCAGGGAUCAUGGCCCACAUCUGCCGGAAGGACUUCGUUCGGGACACAGGCACUGAGAAACUGCCGCCCUUCGAGACCAAGCCUGUAAGCCUCCAGGAGAUCGUGGCAACCCAGCGCAAUGGCUGUGUGAAGAGCGUGGCUGAGGCCUCGGAGUUGACUUUGGGCCCCGCCUGCCCCCACCAUGUCCCCAUACAGGUGGAGCAGGAUGAGGAGCCAGCCACUGCCAGUCUAGAACACUGCACCAUUGAGAUCAGUGAGCUUGAGACCAAUGUCUGAGCCUAAGGGGCUGCAGGGGCCAGGAGAGGCCUCCGGGGUUAGGGGAUCGAUCCCAACUUGCCAACAUUUCCUGGACAGGGGCCAGGCUCACAC
Messenger RNA from Loxodonta africana (African savanna elephant), 1791 nucleotides. It is a transcript of the gene SLC1A7, whose product is annotated as solute carrier family 1 member 7. Lineage: Eukaryota; Metazoa; Chordata; Mammalia; Proboscidea; Elephantidae. Gene Ontology annotation, cellular component: plasma membrane. Gene Ontology annotation, molecular function: neutral L-amino acid transmembrane transporter activity; glutamate:sodium symporter activity; L-glutamate transmembrane transporter activity. The record is from RefSeq and is a predicted model, not a curated record. Gene Ontology annotation, biological process: L-glutamate transmembrane transport. The coding region runs from base 16 to 1698 and encodes 560 amino acids. The transcript is spliced from 11 exons.